Molecule: messenger RNA, 4038 nt
Organism: Closterium sp. Yama58-4
Lineage: Eukaryota; Viridiplantae; Streptophyta; Zygnematophyceae; Desmidiales; Closteriaceae
Source: the annotation of a GenBank genome assembly
AUGGCCUCUCGUGUCCUGGUCUCUGGUCUUCCCCGGUCGCUCCCUCCCCUCCCCCCGGGGCCUGCCUCUACCCGCGUCCCCUGCGUCAAGGGGCGGCAGCGCGCCGCUCCUCACUCCUCCGAGUUUCCGCCGACAGAGGCUCCGCUGCAGACUCUUCACAUGGACGUGUGGGGCCCAGCCCGCGUCCGUGGACAGGGUCAUGAGCGUUACUUCCUCCUGGUGAUUGACGACUACUCGCGUUACACCACAGUCUUCCCCUUGCGCCGCAAGGAUGAGGUCACUGAGGUGUUGAUCGACUGGAUCCGCGCUGCUCGUCUCCAGCUCAGGAAGAGUUUCCGCUCUGACUUUCCUGUUUUGCGUCUGCACUCCGACAGAGGUGGGGAGUUUUCCUCCGGCCCUCUGCGAGCCUUCUGUCGUGCGAGGGGCAUCCGCCAGACGUUCACGCUUCCGGCCUCUCCACAGCAAAAUGGGAUUGCUGAGCGCCGCAUUGGCAUGGUCAUGGACGUCGCUCGUACGUCCAUGAUCCAUGCGGCUGCUCCCCAUUUUCUGUGGCCGUUUGCGGUUCAGUACGCGGCGCGUCAGAUCAACCUUCAGCCCCGGGUCUCCAUGCCGGGGACCUCCCCCACUCUGCUGUGGACGGGGAAGGUUGGCGAUGCGUCUGCGUUCCGUGUCUGGGGAUCUCGGGCUUUUGUCCGAGACUUGUCUGCGGACAAGAUGUCCUCCCGUGCUGUUCCCUGCGUCUUCCUUGGCUUCCCCCCUGACGCGCCUGGUUGGCAGUUUUACCACCCCACCUCGCGCCGUGUUCUGUCCUCCCAGGACGUCACGUUUGACGAGUCGCCUUUGGAGGUCACUUCCGACACCUCUGGCCCACCCGAGGGGGGUGACGCUGCUGCUGGCGCCCCGUCGGCCUACCGCCGCGCACCACGCUUGGAGACCCCUCCGGGGUUCCCCCCGCGACCUUCUUCACCGCCUAUACAGCCGGUUACUGUUGACUCUGGUGCUGCUGGGGGUGGUGCUCCUGGAGGUGCUGCGUCUGGGGGUGCGGAGUCUGGGGGUGCUGAGCCUGCGCGUGAGGAGACUGGAGGUCCUGCGCCUGGGGGUGCUGUGUCUGUGGGUGCUGAGCGUGUGUGUGCGGAGUCUGGGGGUGCUGAGUCUGGCGGUGAGACGCUUGAGGGUACUGGGACUGCUGGUGCGCGGCCUACUUGGAGUGGCCGCCUUCGUCCGCGUGUGCCUCUCACCACUCAGCAGCUGCACGACUGGUACGGUCGCCGUCAGCGUCGCGCUGCUGGAGCCCGGGACUCUGCUGCUCGAGGUACUGGAGCUGCUGGGGCUGGGGGUGCUGCGCCUGGAGGUGCUGCUGUGGGAGACGCUGCGGUUGGAGACCCUGGGACUGGAGGUGCUGGUUCUGGGGGUGCUGCUGCGGGAGACGCUGCGGCUGGAGACCCUGGGACUGGAGGUGCUGGUUCUGGGGGUGCUGCUGCGGGAGACACUGCGGUUGGAGACCCUGGGACUGGAGGUGCUGGUUCUAGGGGUGCUGCUGCGGGAGACGCUGCGGUUGGAGACCCUGGGACUGGAGGUGCUGGUUCUGGGGGUGCUGCUACGGGAGACACUGCGGCUGGAGACCCUGGGACUGGAGGUGCUGGUUCUGGGGGUGCUGCUGCGGGAGACACUGCGGUUGGAGACCCUGGGACUGCAGGUGCCGGUUCUGGGGGUGCGGCUGCUGGUGACGCUGGUUCUGGAGCUGCUGGCGCUGGAGGUACCGGUUCUGAGGCUGGAGCUUCUGGAGCUGCUGGAGGCGCUGGCGCUGCUGGAGGUGCUGGCGCUGCUGGAGGUGCUGGAGGUGCUGGAGCUGCCGGAGCUGGUGCAGCUGCGCCGACACGACUGUUCUUCGCUCCGCCGUCUCCGUCGUCUCUGCCGCCGCCUGACUCUGCUCUUCGUCAGGUUGUUACUCUCCCGUCGUCUACUGGUCUUCCGUUACAGACUGGCUCACCGCUACCUGCUCCCUCUCCUUACACUGAGCAGACAGGCAGUCCUGCUACGCGUCGUGAGCCUGCGUCGCGUCCUGUCUCGCCUGUUCGUUCUGGUCGUCCCGUUCGUCAUGUCGCUCGUGCGCGUCAGCCGGCUGUCCCCAGCGCACACCUUGUUGUCCGUCGUCCUUCCUCUGUUCCGCAGUCUGUUCCUCUGCCGUCUCCCCCUGCGUCCUCUCUGCCUGCCGUUCCGGACCCUGCGUCUGACCGGUUUCGUGCUGAGCACCCUACUGUCACGCGUCUGUUAGCCACUGUUGUCACUGACCCGUCGUUUGAGUCUACUGCUGCGUCUGCCUUAGUCGCUGAGCUUGUCGACUUUGCUGCUGCCUGUCGUCUCGACUACGCCGCUAGUCUUGUUGCUGAGUCUGAGUCUGUCUGUCCUCCGUCCAUCGGGGGUGAGUGUGCUCUUAGCACGGACGUCCUUGAGGACAGGCAGGAGGAGUUCCAGUGUCUUGCUACUGCUUUACCUCAUCUUGUGUCCUCGCUGCUUGCCCCUGAGGGAGACCCGGAUGCACUAGACAUCCCGACUCCGCGAUCUUACGCGGAGGCGAUAGAGGGUCCCUACUCCUCUCAGUGGCAGGCAGCCAUGGACGCAGAGAUGGCUUCCUGGAAGUCCACAGGCACCUACAUUGACGAGGUUCCCCCACCUGGGGCGAACAUCGUCAGUGGCAUGUGGAUUUUCAGGACCUUCUCUCCCACCCCGAAGAUGACUACUCUUCGGGUGCUGCUACACAUAGCCGCGCAUCGUGACUACGAACUUCACUCUCUGGACUUCAGCACAGCCUUCUUACAGGGCAGCCUGCACGAGGAGAUCUGGCUGCGCCGCCCACCUGGCUUCACUGGGACGUUUCCUCCUGGCACCCAGUGGAGCCUCCGGCGGCCGGUCUACGGUCUCCGCCAGGCGCCAUGUGAGUGGCACGACACACUGAGGACUACGCUUGCGGCUCUUGGGUUUGCUCCUUCUACUGCAGACCCGUCGCUGUUUCUACGCACCGACACCUCCUUGCCGCCGUUCUACAUCCUCGUGUACGUCGACGACUUGGUCUUUGCUACAGCUGACACUGCUGGACUCGCCCACGUGAAGUCCGAGCUGCAGAAGCGACACACGUGCACAGACCUGGGUGAACUGCGCAGCUAUCUUGGCUUGCAGAUCACUCGGGACAGAGCACGGCGCACCAUCACCCUGACUCAGUCACACAUGGUGCAGCAGGUCCUUCAGCGCUUCGACUUCACGUACUCCUCGCCUCAGGCCACUCCUCUGUCUACUCGCCACUCGCUCUCAGCUCUGCCUUCGGAUGAGUCCGUAGAGCCGAGUGGCCCGUACCCAGAGCUUGUUGGCUGCCUCAUGUACCUGAUGACCUGCACUCGACCUGACCUGGCCUACCCUCUUAGCAUCCUGGCACGCUAUGUUGCUCCUGGGAGACACCGACCAGAGCACAUGGCUGCAGCGAAGAGGGUUUUGCGCUACUUGUGCAGUACAUCGGGCAUGGGGCUUGUGCUUGGAGGGCGGAGUCGAGUGGUUCUUACGGGUCACGCAGACGCGUCUUGGGUCGACGACCUGGCUACGCAGCGGUCGUCACAGGGUUACACCUUCAGCCUUGGUUCCGGCUCUGUUUCGUGGCGGUCCACCCGCUCGUCUUCUGUUCUCAGCUCCAGUUGUGAGGCUGAGAUCUACGCGGGAGCCAUGGCUGCUCAGGAGUUACGCUGGCUGACCUACCUGCUGACUGACCUUGGAGAGCCGCCUCGUUCUCCUCCAGUCCUGUACGUAGACAACAAGGCCAUGCUGGCCUUGUGUCGGGAGCACAGACUGGAGCACAGAACGAAGCACAUUGCUCUUCGUUACUUCCUUGCUCGUGAGCUGCAGCAGCGUGGUCAGCUGCGCCUUGCUUACGUGGCCUCUCAGGCCAACACUGCUGAUAUCUUCACCAAGGCACUUCAGCCUUGUGAUCAUCAGCGCUUUUGUACGUUGCUAGGUCUUGUGCCUACUUUGCCUCACUUGCUCACUUCUUGA